CGAGAUCUGCGGGAGAGACGAGACAGACGAGACCCGGUAACAGGGCACUGACUCCCCAGUACAGUAGCAGGGUGCCCUACUGUACGCGCCCACCCGCCCGCUGGCACGUGAUCUGCGCCCCCUCCCCGCUGCCAGCCCCCUGACCGCCCGCCCGCCAGGCGGCGCCCACCCGCUGGCCUUCACCCUAUACCCCUAACUGGGGGGGUGGGGGGAAUGGGACGCGCCGCGUCGCAGCUCUGCUGCCGCCGCCGCCUCCACCGCCACCGCCACCACCACCACGACUGUGGCUGUCGCUGUUGGCCAAACCCUAGGCGGUUUCGGCCAGGGGAGUAGGGGGACUGGGGUGAAAAGGGGACUGACAUACUAAGCACAGGAGCAGGCCUGAGCUGUUUUCCAGUGACCCCAAAGAGAGGAUGUGGGGGGAGGGGCCUGCGCAGCACGGCACAGCCCUCUGCAGAGAAGGGACACCGAGUCACAGCCACCCCCUCCCAUGCGGGCCUCAGUCAGACUGCGACCCAAACCCAGACAGGUCCUCCCGCCAUCCGACUGGGUUGUCUCCUACCGCAGAGCCCGGGCCGCAGAGUCUACCAAAGAUAUCAAACCGAAUCCAACCAAAUCCAGCCGACUGCAAAGCACUGGCGCUUCCCUUCGAAGACACGGUUUCGAAAAGCGACCCAAAGCUACUGACAGGAACAUAAAGGGUCGGGACGAGAACGAACGAGAACCCUCCAGAGGGUCCCACAGUGACAGCCGAAAUGAAGGUGGCAUUUAUUCAGAAGCAGACGGCUACGAACCAAAAAAAGUACCCCAGCCAGCCUCGUGGGCCUCUCCACACCCAAGUUCAGAUGCAUUUGUGGGGUCCUUUCCUACAAACACCACAAUCCGCCUCGGAGGUCCCCUGUCUCUUAAAGCAAAGACCCUCCGGCUUCACAUCCGUUCCUCUCGCCCCCCGCACAAAGGCAGAGGCGGCGAUAGAGCUGACCUAGCGCUGUGGGGCAGCAAAAAUGCCGUGUUCCGGCCACCCAUCCUUGGGCCUGGCUUCAUCUGCGCCGUCAGCACCAACGUUUUUUUUUUUUAG
This is a messenger RNA of Oryctolagus cuniculus (rabbit), 1078 nucleotides long. The record is from RefSeq and is a predicted model, not a curated record. NCBI's taxonomy places the organism in Eukaryota, Metazoa, Chordata, Mammalia, Lagomorpha, Leporidae.